UCAUACGUCCUUACAGCGUAAGUUGUAUUAACUAUGUCUGAAUUUAAAAGUGCGAAAACUGUAACUAAACAUUUUUGUUAACGUUGAAACGUAUCAUCUUUGACUAGUAACAGAUACCAUGCCUAUAAUGAUAAUCUAAAAAUUCUCCAAACAAGUUCAAUAAAAUAAAUGACAGGCGGUGAUGCAAUCGUUUACUUUCUGGCUCGUUGAACACAGAGGAUAAAACCAACUAGCAGUGCUGGAAAGACAGAGGAAUAGAUGAACAGAUAGUAAUUAAUUCGAACUCAGAUUUAUAUGAUUCAAGCAAACCGCGUUCUUAAAGUUCUUUAAGUUUCUAAUGGCAUUGUUUAGGCUACAGUUACUGUGCAUUGUUGCUGCUAUUACCAUUGUAAAAUCAUCUAGCAUUAAAGGAAUUGCGCCUGAAAACCAGUCUCUUUACAAGCCAUCAAGUGAUGGCACUUGGAAAUGCUUAGAUAGCUCCAAGGUCAUUCUGUACUCUGCUAUUAAUGACGACUAUUGUGAUUGCCCAGAUGGAUCCGAUGAGCCAGGCACAUCCGCUUGCCCCAAUUCUUAUUUCUAUUGUGAAAACAAAGGACAUAUCUCAGAUUAUAUCAAAUCGUAUUUUGUUAAUGAUGGUGUAUGCGAUGAAGCAUGCUGUGAUGGCUCUGAUGAAAGCACUGGACUUACAGACUGUCCUAACCGUUGUAAAGAAGUUGGAGAGGCCUAUCGAAAGAAACAGGAGGUGUUACAAAAAGCAAUCCAACAAGGUUUAGCCGCUAAGCAACAGCUUGUGGAUGAGGCAGAAAAGCAAGUAUCUCUUUGGGAAGAAGAAAAGUCCAAGCUUGAAGAUGAGCUUAUCAUAAAAAAAUCGUUUGUGAUGAAGCUUGAACGCGAAUUAAAUGCGCUAGAGUCUGAAAAUGAGCAGAGAAGCAAGUUAAGGAAGAAAUGCCCUUCGUGUAUUCAAGAAUUGGUGACCCUCAAACAUGAUAUAUCGGCCCUGAUGAGCGAACUGGAGACAUUGAAGACUAUUUUACAUGAUAUGAAACGAGAUCAUAAUCACAAUUUUCACGACAUGGCUGUCAAGAGCGCCAUAUCCGGCUAUGAUGAGUUUAUGACUCGGUACGCCCAACUAAGAGAGGAAAUAGAAGUAGAUAUCAAAGAGGUUGAAAGUAAAGAAAGUCAGUUUGAAGACAAUGAAAUUGAAUCCGAUAGUGGAGAAAGUGAUGAUAACCAAGACAUAGACAAAGCACGUAAAGCAUAUGAAGAUGCGCAAUCUGAAGUAAACCAGUUAAGCUCUGAUCUAGAAAAAGUUAAUGAGGAACUGAACUUUGACUAUGGUAAAGAAAAAGAAUGGCUGAAACUCAAGGAUGUCUGCAUUGAAAAAAAUGAAGGAGAAUAUACCUAUUCACUUUGCUUCUUGGGUGAUGCCUAUCAAAAGAGUAACAAAGACCAUACUCGUGUCCACUUGGGAAAAUUCAAUGAAUUUACUGGAGACGGUGAUGAUAAAUACAAAAGACAUAGUCAUACCCAAGGUACACGCUGCUGGAACGGCCCUGAAAGAAGCGUAAUGGCCAUUAUUGACUGUGGAGUUAAAAAUGAAAUAUUGGAGGUAUCAGAACCCGAAAAAUGCGAGUAUUUGUACCGUGUCACAUCUCCUGCUGUCUGUCAAGAGAUAGAGCAGCAACCAAAGAAAUCAAUUGUUCAUGAAGAGCUUUAAUAAAACAGUACUCUGAUUCCCCUUGAAAGCUUAAAAUUUAUACGAAAUGAGCAUACACUUAAUUCGCACGUUUUCUUGCUUUUCUUUUUCUCUUAUAAACUCUUUU
Molecule: messenger RNA, 1823 nt
Organism: Rhizopus microsporus ATCC 52813
Lineage: Eukaryota; Fungi; Mucoromycota; Mucoromycetes; Mucorales; Rhizopodaceae
Exons: 6
Coding region: 338-1717 (459 amino acids)
Biological process (GO): N-glycan processing
Cellular component (GO): glucosidase II complex
Source: RefSeq, a predicted model, not a curated record